This is a messenger RNA of Neospora caninum, 1665 nucleotides long. Its product is annotated as mgc78841 protein, related. The coding region runs from base 1 to 1665 and encodes 554 amino acids. Gene Ontology annotation, biological process: NLS-bearing protein import into nucleus. The record is from RefSeq and is a predicted model, not a curated record. Lineage: Eukaryota; Apicomplexa; Conoidasida; Eucoccidiorida; Sarcocystidae. Gene Ontology annotation, molecular function: nuclear import signal receptor activity; protein binding. The transcript has 11 exons. Gene Ontology annotation, cellular component: nucleus; cytoplasm.
AUGGAGCGCAAGUUGGCAGACCGUCGUUCGAACUUCAAAAAGAACUUUGAAGAUCCUCGGCGCAAGAGAGAGGACCUUCAGCUGCAAAUCCGCAAGACGCACCGAGAACAGAACCUGGCGAAGAAGCGUGCGGAAGCGCUGGACUCUCAAGAUGGGAGUUUGGCGGGAAAUGCGGGGAUGUUUAGCGGCAUGGGAGGCGCCAGCGUCGCAGACGGGAGCAUGGCUCCGGGUAUGGCUGGCCAGCAGGGUCAAGAAAAUGUCUUCAAGUUUGAGCACCUUCCACAGAUGAUGUCGAUGCUGUCCAGCGGCGAUCCGGAGCAAGAGUUCGAGGCAACUGAGCAGUUCAGACGGGCGCUGAGCAUCGAGUCUAGACCGCCUAUACAAGAAGUCAUUGAAGCGGGGGCCGUUCCUCUCUUUGUCCAAUUCCUCAGACGCAGCGACCAGCCUCGCAUGCAGUUCGAGGCGGCGUGGGCUCUCACGAACAUUGCGUCAGGCACCCAGGAACAAACUCAGGUCGUGAUUGAACACGGAGCGGUUCCGAUUUUCGUCGAGCUCCUCAGCUCGCCGACGGAAGAUGUGCGCGAGCAGGCAGUCUGGGCUUUGGGGAACAUCGCUGGAGACUCUCCUCAAUGUCGAGACCUCGUCCUUCAAGCAGGCGUCCUUUCCCCUCUUCUGGCCCAGCUGAAUGACUCGGAGGCGAAGUUCACGAUGCAGCGCAAUGCGACGUGGACACUGUCGAACCUGUGUCGCGGGAAACCUCAGCCGCCCUUCGAGUGGGUUCAGCCGGCGCUGACGACUCUCGCCAAGUUGAUUUACUCGACGGAUACCGAAGUCUUGACAGAUGCCUGCUGGGCUCUCUCGUACAUCUCCGAUGGUCCCAACGAGCGAAUCGAAGCUGUGAUCGAAGCCGGCGUGAGCCGUCGCCUGGUGGAGCUUUUGGGGCACAAGUCGACGCUCGUGCAAACGCCAGCUCUGCGGACAGUCGGCAACAUUGUUACAGGCGACGACCGACAGACAGAGGUGGUGAUCCUUUGCGGGGCUGUGCCAGCGUUGCUGAUGCUUCUCUCGUCCCCGAAGAAAGCCAUUCGGAAGGAAGCUUGCUGGACGAUCUCGAAUAUCACUGCAGGGAACCGUGACCAGAUUCAGCAGGUGAUCGACGCGGGUUUGAUUCACCCGCUGAUCGAGCUGUUGAGCACCGCCGACUUCGACGUGCGCAAGGAGGCGGCGUGGGCCAUCAGCAACGCAGCCUCUGGAGGCAGCAACGCACAGGUCGAGGCCCUCGUGGAGUGCGGAUGCAUCAGGCCGCUGUGCAGUCUCCUGGCGGUCCAGGACAGCAAGAUCGUCUCUGUCGCACUCGAGGCCCUCGAGAACAUCUUGCGCGUCGGCAAGAUGAAGAAGGAGCAACAGCAGCUGGCCGAAAACCCGUUCUGCGAGUUGAUUGAACAGGCCGACGGCAUCACCGUCAUUGAGAAGCUGCAAGAUGCUGCGAACCAAGAUAUCUACGAGAAGGCCUGGAGAAUCAUCUGCAACUAUUUCUCGUUCGAAGAAGCAGAUGUAGACGACGUUGACGUGGACGCGAGUGCCGGAGCAGGAAUGGCAGACGCCGGGCAAGUCAACGCGUUCGGAGCCGCACCGCCUCAGGGAGGCUUCAACUUUGGCCAGUAA